Molecule: messenger RNA, 2411 nt
Organism: Anoplopoma fimbria (sablefish)
Lineage: Eukaryota; Metazoa; Chordata; Actinopteri; Perciformes; Anoplopomatidae
Molecular function (GO): NADP binding; flavin adenine dinucleotide binding; N,N-dimethylaniline monooxygenase activity
Source: RefSeq, a predicted model, not a curated record
AUGAUCCUGCAGCGCGUGGCGGUGAUCGGUGCCGCGGCGGGUCUCUGUGCCGCGAGACACAUCCUGUCCCGUCUGAACCGCUUCGCCUCCCCGGUCGUGUUCGAGCUCAGCGACAAAGUGGGCGGGACCUGGUGUUACGACGAGCGGGUCGGGACCGACGACCGUGGACGGCCGAUCCACAGCAGCAUGUACCGAGACCUCAGGACCAACCUCCCCAAGGAGGUGAUGAUGUUCCCUGACUUCCCCUUUGACCCCCAGCUGGGCAGCUUCCUGCCCCAUCAGGAGGUCCAGAGGUACCUGGAGAAGUACUGCCAGAGCCACGACAUCCGCCCGCACAUCAGGUUCAACACGAUGGUGGAAAAGGUGAGGCCCGUUGUCAUGCCAACAGUGGAGGAGGAGGAGAGGACAACGUGGGAAGUGACAUCAUCGGAUCCUUCAGGUUGUCUAAAUACAGAAACCUUCGACUCGGUCUUGGUCUGCUCCGGGCACUACUCUGACCCUCACAUCCCUCACAUCCCGGGGAUCGAAGGCUUUAAAGGAGAGGUUCUCCACAGUCACUCAUACAGGUGGGCAGAGCCGUUCUCGGGUCAGUCGGUGGUGGUUCUGGGAGCCAAAGCUUCUGGACUGGACAUCUCCAUUGCACUGGCCGCGGUCGGUUGUCAGGUGACUCUGAGUCACGGCCAGCCUCGUCUCACCUGUCCUCUACCUGCCGGGGUCCAACAGUCCAGUCCGGUGGUGGCAGUCGAGGAGGACGGCCGCCUUCGAUUCCAGGACGGCUCCGUGUCCUCCGCUGACGUCCUGAUGUUAUGCACCGGGUACAACUUCCGGUUCCCGUACCUGGACGGGCCUCAGCUGGGUCUGCAGAUCGAGGACCAGCUGCUGUCGCCCCUCUACCGCUUCAUGAUGCCCCCGGCCUUCCCCUCGCUCUUCUUCAUCGGCAUGUGCAAGCUCAUCUGCCCCUUCCCCAACUUCCACUGCCAGGUUCAGUUCGCUCUGGCCGUGUUGGACGGCUCCGUCUCGUUACCGUCUCUGGCCGUGAGGGAGGCGGAGGCCCGGCGGACGCUGCAGGAGAAGGUGGAGCGCGGAGUGGAGCAUCGCCACCUGCUGGUGAUGCAGAAGGAGCAGUGGGAGUACUGCCAGACGCUCGCUCGCACCGCAGGCUUCCCGCCGUUGCCACCUGUUGUACGCAGCCUGUACGAGGAGGUGUGGAGACAGCGAAGUGUUCACUCCCAAAACUACAGGAGACGCAACUACAGGCUGAUCGGAGACGACCGAUGGGAGCAGAUCAACUGAUCGAUGGGGAAGCGAUGAUGAAAAGGUUUAACAGCAAAUCAUGUAAACAGCUGUUUUUGUACUGUAGUUAUACGUUUAAUAAAUAUCAGCUUCAUAAGGAAAGCUGAUAAUAAAUGUGUUUUUAAAAACUAAACUCCGGCUUGAUUCACUUCAAUCCUCGUUUUAUAGAGAGGCUAAGCCCCGCCCCCUCUGGUUCACCACCAUGGGAACUUAUUUUAGAAAAAUGAUAAACGGUAGUGAAAAAAGAAAAUGUAUUAUUUGAUUCUCUUUGAAAUGUGCCAUGAAUUACACAUGCGAUGUUUAUGAAUUAAAUAUAUAAUUUAGCCCAGUUAGAAAGUCAAAGUUUGUCCUGCUAGCUUAAUUUGUUAGCUAGCUAACUAACUUAGCUUUGUUCCAAAUGUAACGUUACCUUGACUAAUGUGUUUGUUAUCCACUAACUUUUUUAUCAGCCUGAAAGAGAAAGAACGUUGUUUGUGUGAUUAAUAAUUAUUUAAACUUCAAGAAAGUCUCAUUUUGUAGUAAAAAGUAUGACUGAAAAUACGUAAUAAUAAAGACGAUGCAUCAACAAGUCUCACUCGUUCUUUCUCUUCACUCGUAACGAGCCGCUGCAUAAAACACAUCAGUUAAGAUAACGUUACAUUUGAAACACAGCUAAGUUAGUGUCAUGUAAAAUAUUACAUUCAUAUGUAUAAAUGCACACAUACAAAUCUCAAACACAGUAUAUUUUGUCUAUGCUUUCACAUCACACCACACUGUGCACAUUGCGGUAAAUGAUUAUAAGUUCUCUUAGAAGGUCAAACACUCCGGACAGGGCAUUCUAGUGCCUGGCCGUACGAUGGAAAAGAACAGAGACACUUAAAGAAGGAAUAUGCUUUUACGACCAACUGACCACAGAUAACAAAGGCUCUUUUUACGACAAACUGACCAAGGCCCUCAGAAAGUCUAAAAGUCUAAACCAAGAGCCGCCUCUCUCAUUUUUGGACCUAUCAUAUUCAACUCACAAAACCUAUAUAACAUGAUGCGCACUCUGUAUAAGCGCCUUUUAGUUGCUGAACUUCUCAGUACUGCUAGGCCCGUGCACGUAUAACUGCUGGGCGAUAUACUCCUGUUAUCCUACA